UGUUUCUAAUAUUUUCCGAUGAUAAAACGUGGAUACGGAAAUGAAAGAUAGUUUUUCCGUCCUGUUGGUUUUCAUACCUCGAGAAAACCUUCGACAGUGACCCGGUCCGGUGGGUGUGGCUCGCUUCCUCUCUGUCCGACUCCUUUCCUUCAUUUUCCUCUUCUGACCUCCGGCAGCACCAUGGAGAACGUCGCCGCGAAUCCUUCCGCUGCGGCCGCCGCCGCAGGGAAUGGCGUCCAAGCAUCGGGGGCCGGAGGGGAGCGCCCGGAGGACGCGUCGAAGCAGAACCUGGCGCAGGUGACGAGCUCGAUCCAGAAGACGCUGGGCCUGCUCCACCAGCUCAACCUCACCGUCUCCUCCUUCAACUCUGCCUCCCAGCUUCCCCUCCUCCAGCGCCUGAACGCGCUCGUGGCGGAGCUCGACACGAUGCAGAAACUAGCCGAGGGUUGUAACAUCCAGGUGCCAAUGGAGGUCGUCAAUUUGAUCGACGAUGGGAAGAACCCCGACGAGUUUACUAGGGAUGUGCUCAACAGCUGCAUUGCCAAGAACCAGAUCACCAAGGGCAAGACUGACGCUUUCAAGAGCCUACGGAAGCAUCUCCUUGAGGAGCUUGAACAAGCUUUCCCUGAGGACGUAGAAGCAUACAGGGAGAUCCGUGCUACUUCUGCUGCUGAGGCAAAGCGGUUGGCUCAGUCCCAUGGCAAUUUGCUUAAUGGAGAUGUCAAAGUGAAAGCUGAGCAUUGACUGAAGGGUACGACUACAGAGGGUUGCGCGGUAUCUUCAGUUGAUAACUUAUCUUUAUUAUUCUUCCCUGUCACAAAAAAAAGAGAGGCUGGAUGAUAUGAUGGUAAGGUCGCAUCGAAUGGCUUAAGAAACUUGUAGGGGGAAAUGGAUAUGCCUUGUGAGUGUGAGACUGAUCAAACCCUUGCAAAAGUUCUGUGAUAGUCACUGCUUGGCUGAUUGAAGUAAGUUUGAUGUUGAUAUCUGCUGGGAAUAUAUAUAAUCAAUAUAAAAACUUAUCAAA
This is a messenger RNA of Zea mays, 1024 nucleotides long. RefSeq names its product mediator complex subunit 10 CG5057-PA. Gene Ontology annotation, molecular function: transcription coregulator activity. Bases 181 to 744 code for a protein of 187 amino acids. The transcript has 6 exons. Gene Ontology annotation, cellular component: mediator complex. Gene Ontology annotation, biological process: positive regulation of transcription by RNA polymerase II. Lineage: Eukaryota; Viridiplantae; Streptophyta; Magnoliopsida; Poales; Poaceae. The record is from RefSeq and is a predicted model, not a curated record.